Messenger RNA from Episyrphus balteatus (marmalade hoverfly), 1227 nucleotides. It is a transcript of the gene Rab35, whose product is annotated as ras-related protein Rab-35. The transcript is spliced from 3 exons. Bases 311 to 910 code for a protein of 199 amino acids. NCBI's taxonomy places the organism in Eukaryota, Metazoa, Arthropoda, Insecta, Diptera, Syrphidae. Gene Ontology annotation, molecular function: GTPase activity; GTP binding. The record is from RefSeq and is a predicted model, not a curated record. Gene Ontology annotation, biological process: endocytic recycling. Gene Ontology annotation, cellular component: plasma membrane; endosome membrane.
CUUUUUUACAAGGGAUACACAAGACACAACCUAUGAAGAAAUAUACAUAUAUAUCUUUUAAUUCUUUGUACACAACACGACAAAAAACUUAUCAUAAUUUCAUAAAUUAUAAUAUUUAAUCAGAAAAUCACAAAUCAAAUCAGUUCAGUAGCUUGUCUAGUUUGUCCGAUUUAGUUUUGGUUCAUGUCAUAGUCGUUAAAAAAUUCAUUUCUUCUUGAUACCGUUCGUGCCAAAAGGAAAGAAAAAAAAAACCGAAGAUAGGAAUUUUUUUUUGAAAAAAAAAGACAAAUUUAUACACUUUACACUCAAAAUGACCCGGAAUUUCGAUCAUUUGUUCAAGCUGUUAAUUAUAGGCGACAGUGGGGUUGGAAAGUCAUCGUUACUAAUUCGAUUUUCGGAUGAUACAUUUUGUGGAAGCUAUAUAACAACAAUUGGAGUGGAUUUUAAAAUUCGCACAGUUGUGAUCGACGGACAGCGAGUUAAGCUUCAAAUCUGGGACACUGCUGGACAGGAAAGGUUUCGCACAAUAACAAGCACAUAUUACAGAGGGACACAUGGUGUCAUCAUCGUUUACGAUGUUAUGAAUGGUGAAUCGUUUGCCAAUGUCAGACGAUGGCUGGAUGAAAUCAAUAAUUACUGUGACGUAGUUAAUAAAGUUUUAGUUGGGAAUAAAGACGACGAUCCAGAUCAUAAAGUUGUCAUAACCGAGGAUGCUCAGCGCUUUGCUAGACAAAUGGACAUUGAACUGUUCGAAACAUCAGCAAAGGAUAACAAAAACGUGGAGGAGAUGUUCUUAUCGAUCACCAGACAGGUUCUUAAUCAUAAAUUCAAACAGACUCCACCAUCCAACGAGACGAUAAGUGUAAGGAAGCCAACUAAUAAUAAGAGAAGUCGAAGCAAAUGCUGCUAGCUUUUGAUGGACUUGCUAAAUGGAAAAAAAAUUGUAUUAAUUUUUUUUAUGUUACUUUUGCUCAAAAUUUUUGUUGUUUUUUGUUAGUUCUCAUCAUCAAAAUAAUUACAAUUCACUCACAAUAUUUGUAACCCUAUAUAUGUCGUCGAAGUGAUACCAAUAACAGUAAUUUUUUCUCAGAACAUUAAAAGUAAGAUAAAAAAAAAAUAAAAUAUCUUUUUAAACUAUACAACACACACACAUAAACAAACAAAACAAAAAAAAUGCGAACAAAACAAAAAGCAUUACCAUUUAAAAAUAAUUAAUAAAUUAUUAUC